Messenger RNA from Suillus plorans, 897 nucleotides. RefSeq lists its product as uncharacterized. NCBI's taxonomy places the organism in Eukaryota, Fungi, Basidiomycota, Agaricomycetes, Boletales, Suillaceae. The record is from RefSeq and is a predicted model, not a curated record. The annotation marks the transcript as partial. The transcript has 3 exons.
AACAGGACUCCGACGCCAGUAAUUGACAACGAAGGCCAUAUCAUAGCAAUGCUUGCUGGGCAGCCAAAAUCCACCCCUGACUCAUCUGCUAAGGGGAAAAAGGCCUACAGCGAGGCUAUAGAGGAAGUAACGUCCCUAUUCGAUCGACUUCAAAACCUACUACCUCCCAUCCGAAGCGUUCUCACAUGGCUUCCUAAAGGGAGGCUUCCUCGAAGAGGCCUCUACCACGCUGCUACAACUGGGAUUUCCUACGGCGGAGGGCAGCAGAGUCCCCAAAGCCUUGCCAUACCAAAAAUAUAUCAACCAGCUGUGAAAUCAAUUCUGGAAAACGAGGGGAUGGGUAGAAUAGCAGGCUUUCAGUGGGCCUCUUUCAAAUUAUUUUCUCCUAAGAUUCAUGGAAUCUAUGAGCACUACUUAGACAUGCUCUAUGCAGAAUACCCGGAGCAAAAAAGGCCGUGGAAAAGUAGUAAAAUGCCUGCCUGUACUUUCAAUUUGGGUCCAGGCACUGCCACCUACCCCCACAAGGAUGCUGCCAACCUUGCCUGGGGCUGGUGCUUUGUCACAGCCCUAGGCCACUUCGAUCAUGUCAAAGGGGGACACAUUGUUCUUUGGGAGCUUGGCCUAGUGAUCGAGUUUCCUGCUGGAUCUACAGCCCUCAUACCUUCUGCAGUUGUCACUCACUCCAAUGCAGGCGUCCAGGAGGGGGAGAUCAGAUAUUCAUUCACCUCCUAUGCAGCUGCUGGGCUGUUCUCUUGGGUAUAUAACGGCUUUCGCUCUGAUGCUGAUAUUAGUAACGACCCAGCAGUAUCCCAGAAGGAGAAGGAGGAUCGAGCAGAGGAAAGACGCAGUCGAUGGAAAGAGGCUUUGAAGCUAUGGCCUCAUCUAUAUAGCCUGUAA